This is a messenger RNA of Cicer arietinum (chickpea), 1313 nucleotides long. Its product is annotated as proteasome subunit beta type-7-B. Lineage: Eukaryota; Viridiplantae; Streptophyta; Magnoliopsida; Fabales; Fabaceae. The record is from RefSeq and is a predicted model, not a curated record. Gene Ontology annotation, cellular component: proteasome core complex; cytoplasm. Gene Ontology annotation, molecular function: threonine-type endopeptidase activity.
AAAAAGAAGCUAACUCUUGUUCUCUUUACUUCCUUUCCACGAUAUACAGUCGGGAAGUGAAAACCAACCUGUUGUCGCCAUUCUAUUAUACAAUUCCUCUCCGCACAUCGCAUUCAUUACUUGAUCGAUUCAAAUUCGUGAGUAUGUCUAAGUCGUUGGAUCUUCCUCCUAAGGGUGGUUUCAGUUUCGAUCUUUGCAGAAGAAAUGAUAUGCUCCAAAACAAGGGUCUUAAACCCCCUUCUUAUUUGAAGACUGGAACCACUAUUGUUGGUUUAGUUUUCCAGGAUGGUAUCAUUCUUGGAGCAGAUACCAGGGCAACUGAAGGACCUAUAGUCGCUGAUAAAAAUUGUGAGAAAAUUCAUUAUAUGGCACCCAACAUAUAUUGUUGUGGAGCGGGCACUGCCGCUGAUACAGAGGCUGUAACAGACAUGGUUAGCUCACAGCUGCAACUACAUCGCUACCAUACUGGUCGAGAAUCAAGAGUUGUUACUGCGCUGACUCUUCUUAAGAGACACCUUUUCAAUUACCAAGGUCACGUCUCAGCUGCAUUAGUCCUUGGUGGGGUUGACAUCACUGGACCACAUUUACAUACGAUCUAUCCACAUGGGUCAACUGACACCCUUCCAUUUGCUACAAUGGGAUCAGGUUCACUUGCUGCAAUGUCUGUAUUUGAGUCUAAAUACAAGGAAAGUUUGAGUAGGGAUGAAGGAAUUAAGAUAGUUGUUGAGGCAAUAUGUGCUGGUAUAUUCAAUGACUUGGGAAGUGGAAGUAAUGUUGAUGUUUGUGUGAUAACCAAGGGACAUAAGGAAUAUCUAAGGAAUCACCUCCUGCCAAAUCCUCGUACAUUUGUCAAUCCAAAAGGCUUUACCUUCUCCAAAAAGACUGAGGUUCUCUUAACAAAGAUUACACCAUUGAAGGAGAAAGUUGAAGUAAUUGAAGGAGAUGCUAUGGAAGAGUAGUGAAAUUGGUCUGCGUCUGAAACUUGAUUAGUGCAGGGCUUGUGAUAUUUGUAAUUGUACUUUCAGAAGCUUGGUUUUUAUUUACCUAAAAUAAUUUAUAAUUUCAUUAGAUCGUUGCAAGUUAUUAACCAAAAAUUUCAUCAUUUGGAAGGUCUCUUUGUCAACUUAUUUCCAUGUUUCCCUAAGAAAUUGCUCAACAGUAUACAACAAAAUACCUAGCAAGUAGCAAGACAUGGCAAGUUACCUAGCAUGUUAUGUAGGUUUCACAUGAUUAAAAUUGUAGUUUAGUCUAAAUUAUUUUGGCUGUAUGAGUUUGUUUACUGAGAUAUUACAAAAGACUCCCUUGCCCUAAAA